Messenger RNA from Cydia amplana, 1306 nucleotides. RefSeq names its product sterol carrier protein 2-like. The transcript is spliced from 2 exons. NCBI's taxonomy places the organism in Eukaryota, Metazoa, Arthropoda, Insecta, Lepidoptera, Tortricidae. The coding region runs from base 8 to 1288 and encodes 426 amino acids. The record is from RefSeq and is a predicted model, not a curated record. Gene Ontology annotation, molecular function: acyltransferase activity, transferring groups other than amino-acyl groups.
AACAGCUAUGUUGACACGAAUUCCACGGCCAGUAUUCUCCAAGUGUUCAAGCGUUUUCGUACGCGAAUUACAUUUAAAAAUGCCGCAAAAAGUUUACGUUGUUGGAGUUGGGAUGACGAAGUUCACAAAGCCGAGCCCAGACCGUGAUUAUCCAGAGAUGGGAAAAGAGGCCGUAGAAGCGGCACUGACUGACGCCGGUAUAAAUUAUGAUAAAAUACAGCAGGCGGUUUGUGGAUAUGCGAAAGGAGAUUCUACAAGCGGACAGCGAGUGUUAUACCAAGUCGGAAUGACAGGCAUACCCAUCUACAACGUCAACAACAACUGCUCUACCGGCUCUACAGCCCUGUUCCUUGCUAAACAGCUUAUAGAAGGAGGCGAUGAUAUUAUUCUAGCUCUUGGUUUCGAGAAAAUGGCGCCUGGAGCUCUAGGCGCUAGCGCCUAUGAAGAUCGCACGUCACCUCUUGACAAACACAAUGCUAAGAUGGCCGAUCUAGCAGGCGUGACUAAGGCACCAAGAACAGCGCAAUUCUUCGGAAAUGCUGGACUAGAGUACAUGAAAAAAUACGGAGCAACUGAAGAGCAUAUUGCGAAAAUAGCUGCAAAGAAUCAUAGACAUGGAGCGAAGAAUCCACGCGCGCAGAUCGCUAGAGAAUAUACUGUAGAAGAAGUCUUAAAUUCAAGAAAGAUAUUCGGUCCUUUGACGAAACUGUCCUGUUGUCCUACCAGCGACGGCGCUGGAGCGGCCGUCUUAAUGUCUGAAAAAGCUGUUAUCCAAAACGGACUGCAGAAGAAAGCUGUAGAGAUUCUUGGCAUGGAAAUGGCUACAGAUACUAAUGAAGCCUUCUCUGGGAAAAGUUUCUUGAGCCUCGUGGGCUAUGACAUGACCACUUUAGCUGCUAAGCGUCUGUAUCAAAAGUCAGGGAUAUCUCCUAAAGACGUGAAUGUGGUCGAGCUUCACGACUGCUUCGCUACGAACGAGAUGAUCACGUACGAAGGGCUGCAGCUGUGUGAAGUGGGGAAAGCUGGGAAGUUCGUGGAUGACGGGGACAACACGUACGGAGGGCGUGUUGUGGUGAAUCCGAGCGGUGGACUGAUCGCGAAGGGACAUCCUCUCGGGGCCACGGGACUGGCGCAGUGCGCGGAGCUGGUCUGGCAGCUACGGGGAGAAGCUGGGGAUAGACAGGUCCCCAACGCUCGCAUAGCCCUGCAACACAACCUGGGUCUAGGUGGCGCUGUCGUCGUCACCCUGUACAGGAAGGGCUUCCAGAACGUCAGCUCCAAGCUUUAACUUAGGCUGCAUUCAGUG